This is a messenger RNA of Peromyscus maniculatus bairdii (prairie deer mouse), 1805 nucleotides long. Lineage: Eukaryota; Metazoa; Chordata; Mammalia; Rodentia; Cricetidae. The record is from RefSeq and is a predicted model, not a curated record.
CCCGACAGGCAGCAGAGGAGGUGCGAACUUCCCGCCGUUGUCUCCAGCAAAUUCUUAACCAAACCCAGGGGAACUGACUCAGGUUCUCUGUGAACGUGCAGACGAGAGGAGAGCUUUGUCCUUAGGACGCGGGCCGCCGGGAAGGAAGAGCCACUGUUGCAUUUGCCCCCUGGGGCUCGGCGGUGGCGGGCUCUGCUUGCCCGGCAGGAGCCGAGCUCAGCUCCCCCCCUGGGGGCGGGACCGAGCCGCUCCCUCCGCCCCACAAAUUGCUGCCACUGCUUCAGCCGGGCGCUCAGACGCCGCCGCCGCCGCCGCCGCAUCCCACGGCAGAGGCGGCCGCGAGCUCGAGCCGCGUCGCAGCUCCGUGCCGCAGAGAGGCCGGCAGGCGGCACCGCGAGGGACCUGGCCCGGCGCCGCUCGCAUCCCUGGCGCGCAGCUGGUACGUAACCGGGCGGACUGCGAGCGGGUGAUCCUAGAGCGAGGAGGCAGGGAGAGGACUCGGGGAGUUGGGAGAGACUGAGCGUGCAAACGUGGGCCAUGAGAUACUGAAAACCACGCAAGACAGAUCUGGGAAGUCGGGAAACCGUAAAAUCACCGAGACCGCAUCUGGGCAAGAAGGAUAAAGACUGAAGAGAAACUGUCCCUGAGUGGGUGGAAGAAUAAGAAACCAUAUGAGAAGUUGGGUAUAGGAACAAGGCUAAAUAUGUCCUCGUUUGACUUUUAAAAGUCUCACAAGGAAAGACUUUUCAGCUUCACCCUUCACCUGUCUUAGAAAUAACAACAUAUCAUAAUCAGAGAUUUCACCUGGGCCACAGGCCACGGGCCACCAUGGAUGUGAACCUUGACGCCCUUGGGGGUCAAAAGAAAACAAACGACAGCAGCAAGGGAAGCGACAGCCCAGAAGCCCAGCAAGAUGCUGUGACAAGGACAGAUUCAUCGGAGAUGACUGAUGUGGAAUCUGUGAUCAGCAGCUUUGCAGCUUCAGCAAGGGCAGGCCGCCGCAAUGCCUUACCUGACAUCCAGAGUCCAGCAGCCACAGGUGGAUCCUCUGAUCUUCCACUGAAGCUGGAGGCAUUGUCCAUGAAGGAAGAUGUUAAAAAGAAGAAUGAAGAGAAAGCACAAGACCAACUGAAAAAGCCCCUAAAUGAAGAAAAAUGAACACUUAGAAUUUAUCCAGGGUGUUGAUUUUGUUCACAUUGGGAGAUGUAGUGUGUAUGCAUUCCUGAAGUGUUUGAUCUGGUAGUAGACGUGGUAAUGUGUGUGUUUUAGGUCAUUUUGUUGUGAUACUCUGUCUUUAAACCACAACCAUGAUACACAAAUAGGUUAUAAAAAGGUAUUAUUUUGAAAUUGCACCCAACGAAGAACACACUGUUUAUAUGACCAACAAAAAUCCACUGUCUAUCUUGGGAUUUACUUAGUCAGAUAUGUGUUUAAUUAUGUUCUUACUGAGAUAGAAAUUUUUCUUGAUAUGCAUAAACAGAAACCUAGUAAUUUAAUACUUUGUAGAAUUUGUAGGAAAUUAUAUUUUUUGGUGAGAUGGAAUUAAUAGUAAAUAUCACACGUAUAAAAUGUGUUGAUUUUUUUUGUCAAAAUUAUACCAUGUUUUCCCCAAAAAGUUAAGAGUGUUCUGGAAAUAGUGUAAGAGCUGUGACAACAUAAACAUUUCUAGGAUGUUUUCAUCUGAUGUAUUUUGCAUCUAGUCUGUGUAUACUGUGAUUUUUCAUAUGGACCCACAGAAUGUAAAAUUUGUGGCAAAUUGCUUAUAUGAAACAUGUGUAAUAAAUAAAUUCCACUAUAUUCCUUAA